GUGAUCGUUGUCGCACAGCGCUCGGUGGGAACAGACGGUGCAGUGGGUGGUGUGCUGCGUGUUUGCAAACGUACAUUUCAAUUUAACGGUUAUUUUCAUAACGUCUCGUUCCGCGACCGGUACCCGUUGUUCGUCGUCGUCCGAUAAACCCGUCCACGCGAGUACGACCGUUUGCAGCCGCAGACGAUCGCCAGACAGUAUUCACGCCGAUUUUUGUCGUUCGACGUGCGCGCCAACACACGCACAUAACCUAUCCGCCACCACCCCCGGGGCUGCCGUUUUUACUGGUUUCCGCCGCCUAAUCAAACAAAAGUCAAAACUAUUAUUAUUAUCAACACCGUCAACUCUCCAAUCGUCGCAACGGCUUCCUCGAUAUUAUUUUAUUUACGUGUUGCAUUUCCGAAUCUACGUGUUAACGUCUCCCGUCGCUUAACCCAGUAGUCGGUACAAUAGUGUGGACGGUGAUCUUGAAGGGUCACUCCGGACGAGCAACGACUUCGAGGUGGUAUUUGAUCGUUUAUAGGAAACAUGUCGUCCAGACCAAAAGAAGAAGAGGUCAGAAUCCCGGAUGUGAUUCUCGACAACAAGACCAACAAGAAGUAUCAAAAGGGCAGUUUUCUCGGAAAGGGAGGUUUUGCAAAAUGUUACGAAAUUGUUGAUAUGAAAACCAAAGAAAUCUUUGCUGGGAAAAUUGUUUCUAAAAAAUAUCUAUUGAAACACAAUCAAAAAGAUAAAAUGACACAAGAAAUACAUAUUCACAAGAUGUUGAAACAUACAAACAUAGUUACUUUUCAUAGUUUCUUUGAGGAUAAUGACUUUGUUUAUAUUGUUUUGGAACUUUGCCGUAAAAGGUCUAUGAUGGAGCUGCAUAAGAGAAGGAAAACUCUCACAGAACCUGAAACCCGUUACUAUGUAUUUCAAAUUCUUGAAGGCACAUUAUAUUUACAUAAUCAGGGCAUUAUUCACCGAGAUCUAAAAUUAGGAAAUCUAUUUUUAAAUGAUGAAAUGGAAGUGAAAAUAGGAGAUUUGGGCUUAGCUGCUAGAAUUGAAUAUGAUGGACAGCGCAAAAAAACUUUAUGUGGUACUCCAAACUAUAUCGCUCCAGAGAUUCUUAGCAAGACUGGUCACAGUUUUGAAGUUGAUGUUUGGUCCAUAGGUUGUAUAAUGUAUACACUAUUAGUUGGCAAACCACCAUUUGAGACAAACUCUCUGAAAGAAACAUAUGCUAGAAUUGCACGGUGUGAUUAUAGUUUACCACCCCAUUUAAAUAAGAAUGCCAGUUCUUUGAUCAAUAAAAUGCUUCAAUAUGAUCCUAAAAAACGUCCUUGUGUUUCUGAUAUAAUGAAAGCUGAUUUCUUUACUACUGGUUAUAUGCCUAAAAGAUUGCCUGCAUCAUGUCUUACAAUGGCUCCUCGUUUCGAUUCAAUCAAUUACAGAGAAUCAAUUUCUAAUCGCAGACCACUCAAUGAACUCAAUAGCCCGAAAUCUGCUAUCAUCAAAGUUGUUACCAAACCUCAAGAUCCGGUUAAUAAAUUACCAAUGUUUAAUAUUCCAAACAAACCGACUACUGGAAAUGGAGUAUCAUCUAAUGAUUGUAAAGAAUAUAUGAUGUCCCUUGAAAAAGAAUUGGGAAAUUUAUUAAAAUCUAAACCAUCAAUGAAAGGAAUGAAAAAUAUGGAGGAAAAUACUGAUCCUGCUGCUCAGCCUCUUAUUUGGGUUAGUAAAUGGGUGGACUAUUCUGAUAAAUAUGGAUUUGGAUACGAGUUGUCUGAUGACUGUGUUGGUGUUAUGUUCAAUGAUUUCACCAGAAUAAUACUUUUAGCCAAUCUGAAAGAUGUCCAUUACAUAGAAAGAAGUGGCUCCGAGCAAUACCAUACAACUGAUCAUACUCCACCGGCAUUGGAAAAAAAAAUGAAGUUAUUAAUGUACUUCAGACGUUAUAUGAAUGAUCAUCUUAUUAAAGCUGGCGCUGAUAUAUUAGCUAAAGACGCAGACCAAUUGAGUCGCACACCAUAUAUGUACCAGUGGUAUAGAUCUACUUCAUCAGUUAUUAUGCAACUCACUAACGGCACUUUACAGAUCAAUUUCACAGACCAUACUAAAGUGAUAUUGUGUCCAUUAAUGAACGCUGUAACCUUCAUUGAAAAUAAUGUAUUCCGUACAUACCGUUUUAACACAAUUGCUGAACAUGGCUGUAGUCCUGAAUUAGGAAAAUGCUUGGAAUAUGCUCAUAAGAAAAUUGGCUCAAUAUUAAAAGAUAGCCCAGCUUAAUUUACUUGAAAAUGACGAGUAUAUUUGAUUUAUAGUUAUGAUAAUUAAUGAAAAACCAGUAUGUUAAAAGAGCUAUAUUUAAGAUUGUAAAUAGUUACUAUUAAUUUUUUUUAAUUCUCAAUAUUAAUAUUAAACCUUAAAUUUGAA
Molecule: messenger RNA, 2418 nt
Organism: Myzus persicae (green peach aphid)
Lineage: Eukaryota; Metazoa; Arthropoda; Insecta; Hemiptera; Aphididae
Gene: polo
Product: serine/threonine-protein kinase polo
Exons: 9
Coding region: 529-2271 (580 amino acids)
Biological process (GO): mitotic cell cycle; protein phosphorylation; regulation of cytokinesis
Cellular component (GO): spindle pole; nucleus; cytoplasm
Molecular function (GO): protein serine/threonine kinase activity; protein binding; ATP binding
Source: RefSeq, a predicted model, not a curated record